AGGCGCGAAACUACAUAUGUUUUGUUUGACAGUAAUAUACAAAGCAAAAUCGUUAUUUGUUAAGAGUGGGCAUUAAAGUUAAGAAAAAGAAGAAUAAUUAGGAAUAAAUUCGAUUGAAAAUAUUUAAUUAACACUGAGUAUAGUGAUGGAAAAGUCUUUAUAAUACGUAACUAAUAAUACUAGAGAAAACAGUUUCAAUAUUACAAUACAAUGUCACGAUAGUUACAGUGAUUCUGUUCUUAAUUAUUAUGUUAAAAUAUAUAUUUUUUAAACACACAGACUCACAAUAUUAGUAUAAUCUAAGCAAAGAAAGGCGCUUUAUAAUGCCUAGGAAAACUGUUCAAAGACCUGUAAAAUGGCUCAGUGAAGAGAUUAUUGAUAAACCCACUUUAUCAAAUUCCUUCCACUAUUACACGAAAUUCCAAUUUAAAAAUAUAAUAGCUGAAAUUGGUCAAUUUGUAUUAAUAUCUAAUGCUGAUGCAGCAGAACCUGAUACUGAAGAGGGUUGUGAUGCAGCUCGAAUACUUGAGCUUUAUGAAGAUACAUCAAAUAAGAAUGAUCCAUUUCGGGCUAAAGUCCAAUGGUACUCUAGGCCGGAUGCACUUCCUAAUUGGUGCUUCAACAAAAUGGAUGCUAUUGAAUUUGGAGAAACUGAGGUUAUUGAAGAUCACCGUCCAUUCGACACGGAUGUUUCUAUUGAAACUUUCUUCAAGACAUGUUCAAUUACGAUGACAUACACAAAAGACAUAAUGGAUACUAAGAUUCUUAAACCAUUUCAUUAUAUUUGUCGUUAUAGACUCAUGUGUUUGAGUAAACGGAAGAUUCACAUUGAACCAGUUAUGGAAGAAGAGCGCAAGGCUUUACAAUUACUUUCAACGCCUAAUAAGGUGCCAACUACUAAUAAUACACCAAAAACACCUACUAGUUUAGUGAAAAGAAUGAGCAGGGUGACUUUACAUGAACCUAAGAGUUGGAGUGUAUCUAAAAAUGAUGGAACAAAACUUCUAUUGAAAAGGGCAAUAUUAGCUGACAAAAAUGACAAAGAUUCACCUAAGAAAACGCCAAAGUCUGCAACCAAAAUUACUGUUACACCAUCAGAGACUCCAAAGAGUUCUAGAAAACUAACAAGAAACAAAAUAGAGGAUAUCUUAUCUAUGGAACUUCAGGAAAAUUCUGAUAAUGAUGAUGAUUUACCAGUUUUAAUCAUAAGACAACAUGUGACAGGCACACCGAAAAGAAAACAAUCUAUAUCUAAAACAAAUAAUGACACUCCUAAAAAGAUUUUAAUAUUUGAUGAUGAAGAUAAGGACAAAAAUUCAUUACAUAUGGCACAAGAUACAACUCCUGUAAAAAGGUCUACAAGAACUUCAAAAGCACAUGUUAACUAUAAGGAAGAAGACAUUUCACCUGUAAAAAGAACACCAAGAAAAUCAGUGCACAAAUCCAUUGAAGCUGAUGAAUACUCUGUCAGAGUUAGGAAAAGUCAAAUUACACAUAUGGAGAAAGAUACCUUCACAGUGAAACAAACUCUGAAGUCUAAAACAUCUAAAGCAACCAUUAACUAUAAUGAAGAGGAUAUUUCGCCUGUAAAAAGAACACCAAGGAAGUCAAUAUGUAAAAUGGAUGUUGAUAAUAUUGAUGAUGAAUAUUUUAAACCUUAUCCCAAAACUCCAAGGACAUCUAGAACACCAAGGGCUUCAAAAGCUACUCCUAUGAAGACCCCAAAACGCAGCAUUGCAAAAAUUAGUACAAGUGCACUAACACCCACUUUACAUACAAGAGCUCACUUGAUUGAUAAUAUUGAUGAUUACAUGAAAGAGAACAAAUCACUUCCUGGUCGGGAAAGUCAGAUGGAAGAAAUACUGUCAUUUAUAAGGAAUAAACUGUUGGACAGUACAAGUGGGUGCAUGUAUAUUUCAGGAGUACCAGGAACCGGUAAGACUGCAACAGUUUGCUCAGCACUAAAACUCCUGAAGGAAGAAGAAGAUCUGCCAGACUUUCAGCUUGUCGAAGUCAAUGGCAUGAGGAUAGCUGAACCGAGACAAGCUUAUGUUCAAAUUUAUAAACAACUCACUGGUAAGUCAGUUGUGUGGGAACAAGCAUGCUCAUUAUUAGAAAAACGUUUUACCAAUCCUGGUCCUAGGAGGACACCAACUGUAUUACUAGUUGAUGAGCUGGACGCUCUCUGUACACGUCGUCAAGAUGUCCUAUACAGUAUAAUGGAAUGGGCAUCGCACAAUACAGCUUUACUAACAGUGGUAGCCGUAGCCAAUACUAUGGAUUUACCGGAGCGCGCUCUAGCGGCCAGGGUUGCCUCUAGACUUGGACUCACUAGACUUACUUUCCCUCCUUACACUCACACGCAGCUACAGACUAUAGUAGCGACGAGAUUGGCUGGAGCUAACGUUACACCGGACGCGGUGCAGCUUAUUGCCAGGAAAGUAGCUGCUGUAUCCGGGGAUGCUCGUCGAGCACUAGCACUGUGCAGUCGAGCUCUAGAACUAGCCGGACCUGAAGGUGCUGGAUUGAGGGAAGUGCAAAAGGCGUUAGGUGAAACUGCAUCGAGUGCAGCCGUACGAGCAAUACGUGCGUGCUCACCCGCUGAGACACUCAUACUGAGGGCACUAGCUGCCGAGGUAGAAAGGACUGGUACAGACGAGACCACUCUGUCGCGUGCUCUGAUGACAGCUAGCGCUAUAAUAGCUUUAGACGGUCGGCCGUAUAAGAGCGGUUCUAUACGUGCCCCCACUUCGGCGCAGGCGCAAGCGAUAUGCGCGCGAUUGGCCGCCGCCAGACUUGUGCUGCUCGAGCCUAAACCGUCAGAACCGAGACUAUUACUAAAUGUCAGUGCUGAUGAUGUACACUAUGCCACGAGACAGAUCAGCGUGUGAAGAGCAGACUAUUUUUAAAAAUGUCGAGAAGAACGAAAACUAUUUUUAAAAAGACGAUUAUAAUUACCGUUAUUCCUGUGGUUCUAGGUUUUCCUUUUGAAGAAUGCUAGAAAUGUGAGAUAUCGCCCUAGAAUAUUCGAUGAAAAAAUACUUCGACCAUACAAUAUGAUGAGGUAGUUCGAUUGAAACAUUUUGUCGACUAGCGUAGCGUCAGUGAACCAAUAACAUGAGAGCUGCAUACCAACAGCAAAACUUAUCAAUAAUUUAAUUUGUUACUUGAUUUAUGAUUCUUUAGCUUCUUGGUUGUUAACUCCAUUGCAAAAAGCUUGCCUUGAGAAAUUGUAUAUCAUAAAAUAGUAAUUGAAUUCUGUGUUGACCAGACAAUAUUAACCUCAUUUUAAUAAAUAGGAUACUUUCUGUUUGAACAUAAAAACAAAAAGUUUCGUAAGAAAUAACAGUUCUGUAUCGAAAAUAUCAUAAUUUAUAAUCUUCUCAAUACAGACGAAAUUUAAAAAAAUAUAUAUAAUGGAUUAAAAACAUAAAGCGAGCCAAAUAAGUAAUAUUUAUUUUUUACAUUAAAUGAUAAUUCC
Messenger RNA from Diatraea saccharalis (sugarcane borer), 3481 nucleotides. NCBI's taxonomy places the organism in Eukaryota, Metazoa, Arthropoda, Insecta, Lepidoptera, Crambidae. The record is from the annotation of a GenBank genome assembly.